UAGUGCUGCCAUGAAUUUGUCAAGCCGUGCGCUGUCGUUGACGAAAGUCGAGGAAUUUUCAGCGAGAUUUAAUGUUCUCUGAUGUGUAUGUUCGAAGUGACAAGCGAUUAACGGUACUCCAUAUUAGUAUGAAUACCUGACGUGUAUAACACGGGCACGUUUAUCAUGAGAUGGGUUACGUAUAACAACGGGAAAUGUAAACGACACAUUCUGGACAGAGUAGCUUAAUUACCCAUUUGAAAUAUUUACAUUACAUAAAUGCAUUAAAAUAUAGAAAGGAUAUAUUUUAACCACAAAAAUAAAAAAAUAAAAAUAGAAAAUAUGGAAUAAAUCGCGGCUGCAGUUAUUGUAAAGCUUUCUGUAUUUCUUAGUGAUUGGAAGUGAUCUGAUUUCAUUGGUAGUAUUCAACAGUCGUUGAUACCACAGCCAAUCAAAGGGGCCGAUGACAGUGACGUAAAUUGGUUCAAGAAAUUUCUGUAGCGAGUUUGGUAACGGUUGAUCGUCCGAUUUUUUUAGAAUUAAAACUCCAAUCGAGUUUAAAUAGCACAUGUCCUAUUUCGUAACCUUAACCCCUCUAAACCAGAUUUCUGUCUGUUCUCGCCCGACAAGCGCGUUAACCUCUAACAGGAAGUAGGCGGGUUGUGGGGUCUCUGCUGUUCUCCUAUUGGUUUCCACUGGUUUCCACCUUUUUGUUUAAAUGUCUGGUGGUGACACUAAAUAAAGUGCGUAAGAAGCUUAAAGAGGGGCAAGAUGGUGACAAAGAGGAUCCGCUCGGAGUACAUGAAGAAAUUCAAAGACCCCAAAUGGGAGACUUACACCAAAUGUUAUGAGGCGAUGCUGAAGUACAGGCUGACCCGCAGGCUGCUGGAGCACACACACAACCCCUGGUUCUGGAAUGGCUCUGAGAGUGAUUCGGAAUCGGGAGGAAGAAGCCCUGCUCUUCCCAGUAAGAACCAGGUAGGGGCUGAAACCACCAGCGACAGAGCAGAGGUUGAGCUGGAGGAGUGUGAAGGGGCGAGGAUGGACAGACUGGAGCAGCAGGCCAGAACCACAGGGCCAGUACCCAGGCUUCCCAUUCAAGACAAGGAGGAGGAGGAGAAUGUAUCUGCUGUGCAGUCUUUAGUCCACGGGUUGGAAUCUAAUGGUACCAGGGAGAAAAGAGUACUGCAGGAGGAAGAAAAAGAGCAAAGAGUCAGCAGCAUAGGCAGCAAACAUAUAACAGUUCCUCAAAGAGACCAAGAGAAUGACAAACGAAAACCCCGAUCACAACAGAAGAAACCAUCCAAAACCACAAAACAAACCUGGCGCUCUCAGCGGGUGAAACCUUCCCCUUUAUGGCAGCCUAGAGAGGACAGUAAGGGCAGCAGACACCCUUUCGCGCUGUAUGGCUCUGGGGAAAAGGAUGCAGACAUUGCAGGCAGGAAGACUCACAAUGUUGGUCCUGCAGCAUCAACUAACGAAAUCCACGAAUCAGCUCUGCGAGCCAAGACUAGGCGGGAGGUGGAGCGUCAGAUCCAGACACAGCGAACUGAGCGGCGGAGAGCCAAGUCUGCAGACCUGGACAAAGUUAGGAAGCAGGUCCAACCUGAGUUCAACCCCUGGCUCACAGAGUACAUGCGCUGCUUUUCUGCUCGCUCCCGAUAGGACAGCUACAUUAGAAUGAUUCAUAGCAAAAAUCCCACAUUAACGCCAUCACUGCCUCUCACCUCUGAAGUGUAAACACCAAAAGUAGAAAACAGGGCAGCUCCUAAUUGUAUACCUUUCACACAUUUCUGAGCCAUCUGGGUGACUGUCAAAACCUUUAACAUUGACGUACACUGCAUGGCUUUUUAACCUAGAUCUGUACUGUCAUGUUUUUAUAUAAAUCUCUUUAAUAUAUAGAAUACAGUAAGAGAAAUUUUACAAGACAGAAGAUGCUUUUAGCAACUUUAGGAUCUAUGCAAAUUCUGUCAUAUGAAAAUAUUUAGAUGAGACUGUAUGGUUCAAAAUUAAUCUUACAGCCAUAUUUUGAUGCUUUUCCUUUAAAUAGACCCAUUGCAGGAUGUGUCAAUAUUUUUAUGCAGAGAAAUAAAACUCAGUGGGGACACACAGGGCUGUGAAGACAGAGGGCAGCACUUCUAAAUCUACUUGUAUUUUAAACACUUAAGCAAGAUGAACAAUAUUAUGUAUAAAACAUCCUUUGCAUGCAGUGCUGUCAAAAAUGCUGCUUUUAAUCACACACUUUUGUCAGAUUUAUUUGGUUUUCAGAGCAGAUGGACAUCCUUCUGUGUGUUAAGCACUACCAACACACAGGAACACGUCUGCUUUAUAGUUAGAAAGCGUUUCUAUUUUGGGGUCUUUAUCUGCUAUGAACUGGAUCUUGUUUGUGUUACGCCUGGUGGAUGAGUCCUGAUUGCCUUGCUUUAAAUGGACAAAUAAUCGCUUUGUACUAACAGUCAGUGUCACAUAUGUGUUGUGAUGAUUGUAUUUUCUCCUAAGCUUACAAACACUUGGAUUAUUGACUGUAAAAGGGUUUAUACUCAAUCAAAUUGGUGCUAAUAUGUUCUCUUAAAGUCACUAGAUGACUGUGGACAGUGCGCUCUUGUGGUACUGUGGAUACUGCCAUCUUUCUUUUACACAUUUGCUGAAUGUAGAACAUUUUCUAAUAAAAAAAUAACAUAAGAUUAUAAGCUUUCCAAAACCCAAAUCCAAACAUCUUUAUCAUUCCUUACUGAAAACAUUUUAGAGACAAAAAAGGAAGCACAACAACGCAAUGAAAGCUGAUGCAGCGUCUUCUAGUCCGAACUGAGUACAUACUCAUAAUUUGUGGUUUAGUUAUGACCAAACUGAACUGCUUAUUUGAUCAUGUUGCCUUUCUGAAAUAUUACAUAAGAAAAAUGGUUCAUAAUUGUAAUGAAAUAAAAUCAGCAAUGUGCCAUAAACAAUUGGAAAAGGUUUUAUUUACUUUUUUUGUAGCUUUAGUCUUUUUUGUAUUAUGGUUGUGAAUUUUGUAGAGUAAGCAGCUGAAAUGGGUGGAAUAUCUGUGCUGUACAUACAACCAUAUACUGUAUUACUCUAAGAAUAUUUGCAACUUUUAGUUUAGUAUUACGGCAUUAUGUAACUUGAAUUUUAUCAUGAUUUUUUGAUUGGGUUUAAGUUAUGUUAGACAGUUUUGUGCAAUAUUUACAAAAACAAUCAAAAACACUAACUGCAUUUGAGCCAUUUUGAUUAAAAAAUGUGGUAAACUUUGACAAUUGCAGAAUGCAGGAGUAAAUAGGACAAAAAAAACAAUUUAAAUUGUUGAUGAGACCAAACUAAGAAGCCAAGCUCUUGUUUAUAUUGUAGAAAAAUAUAUUUUUGAUGAGAUUCCUUUAUAUCUCACGAUUUUCUAGUUUUGUCAAUGUUCAACAGUAAGUAUUUAUUUACACUGUGAUGGCGUCUGCAUUCAUGAUCGUAUAACUUCAGGAGUUUAAUAAAGAAGAAAUACAUUGUGAUAAAUAAAAGGCUUCAUAGUGCAGGUUUUGCCAGUUUUGACUCAUUGCUUGUUAUUAAAAAUUUGAAUAUAAUGAAGGCAACGACAAUACUGUAAAACAUAAUCCUGUUACUUUUUCUUGGCUUUGAACAUACUGUGUGCGCAUAAUUAAAUAACUUAGAGGCAACAGCUGGACUUCAGUGGUGUGAUGUAAAGCUUUUAGUAAACAAAUUACCAUCAUUUUGUUUUUCUUUACUAAAUCAGACAAUAUCCCCAAAUUCUUGAACCUCAUUAAGCAUCACUAACUGGUUUCAAUGUGACCCAAUUCCUGAUGUGAUAUGUCGGUUUGUUUGUAGCUCAAUGCACAACAUCAGGUUUUCACUGUGCAGAGCUGAGUUUGUGAUUGUAAAUCCUGUUUUAUUUAUUCUGUUCCUCAGAGCUUCAACAAUCCAUUUGAAUAUGGUUUCAACUAACUUUUAUCUAGUCAUUUUGGACAAAGAAAGAAAAACAAAUGAAAACACAAUGGUGUAUUUGUUUUUAUUUCAAAAACAUAUGCCUUUUAUUAUACAUAAUAAAUUAAAAAUCUAUGAUAUUCGUAAUGACAAG
Messenger RNA from Melanotaenia boesemani (Boeseman's rainbowfish), 4057 nucleotides. It is a transcript of the gene ccsapb, whose product is annotated as centriole, cilia and spindle-associated protein b. Gene Ontology annotation, cellular component: ciliary basal body; ciliary transition zone; spindle. Bases 751 to 1644 code for a protein of 297 amino acids. NCBI's taxonomy places the organism in Eukaryota, Metazoa, Chordata, Actinopteri, Atheriniformes, Melanotaeniidae. The transcript has 5 exons. The record is from RefSeq and is a predicted model, not a curated record. Gene Ontology annotation, molecular function: microtubule binding. Gene Ontology annotation, biological process: regulation of mitotic spindle assembly.